Molecule: messenger RNA, 1383 nt
Organism: Mycena indigotica
Lineage: Eukaryota; Fungi; Basidiomycota; Agaricomycetes; Agaricales; Mycenaceae
Product: Glucanase
Exons: 7
Coding region: 1-1383 (460 amino acids)
Biological process (GO): carbohydrate metabolic process
Molecular function (GO): hydrolase activity, hydrolyzing O-glycosyl compounds
Source: RefSeq, a predicted model, not a curated record
AUGCCUUCAGCUCUCAACCUUGCAGCCCUAGCUGCGCUCCUCCCUGCCGCGCUCGCGCAGCUCGUCGGGACGAACACUGCGGAGAACCACCCGCCGCUCACGUGGGGCAAGUGCUCCGGCACGGGCGGCAACUCGUGCCAAUCGCAGUCCUCCUCCGUCGUCAUCGACGCCAACUGGCGCUGGACGCACAACGGUACCAGCGGGUUCAACAACUGCUACACCGGGAACACGUGGGACCAGUCGCUCUGCGGAUCCAGCGGUACCGCCUGCUCGCAGGCGUGCGCUGUCGACGGCGCGGACUAUUCCGGCACAUACGGCAUCACCACCAGCGGGAACGCGCUUACGCUCAAGUUCGUCACCCAGGGCCAGCAGAAGAACAUUGGCAGCCGUGUCUACCUCAUGGCCCCCGGCAGCCAGACGCAGUACCAGGCGUUCAACUUUGUCAACCAGGAAUUCACAUUCGACGUUGACGUCUCCCAACUCCCCUGCGGCCUUAACGGUGCGCUCUACUUCGUGCAGAUGGACGCGGACGGCGGUGUCUCCAAGUCGAAUGGAUUGAACAAGGCCGGCGCUAAGUACGGAACGGGAUACUGCGACGCGCAGUGCCCAAGGGACAUUAAGUUCAUCAACGGUGUUGCCAACUCCGUCGGCUGGACCCCGAGUCCCAACGACACCAAUGCCGGAACUGGCACUCAAGGAACUUGCUGCCCCGAGAUGGACGUCUGGGAGGCUAACAGCAUCUCCACCGCUUACACCCCCCACCCGUGCACGACCCUCGGCCAAUCCACCUGCACGGGCACCGCCUGCUCUGCCCCCAACGUCACCUCGGGCACCUGCGACCAGGCCGGCUGCGACUUCAACUCGUACCGCAUGGGCGUGACAAACUUCUACGGCCCGGGUAUGACGAUCGACACGACCAAGAAGAUCACGGUGGUCACCCAGUUCAUCGGGAGCCCGAUCAACCAGAUCAAGCGCUUCUACGUGCAGAACGGCGUCGUGCACGGCAACUCGAACAGCACGAUCAGCGGCGUGACGGGCAACUCGCUCACGGACUCGUUCUGCGCGGCGCAGAAGACCGCGUUUGGGGAUACGAACACGUUCCAGCAGAAGGGCGGCAUGGCCCGGAUCUCGCAGGCCGCGAGCGCCGGUAUGGUUCUGGUUAUGUCCAUCUGGGACGACCACGCCGCUAACAUGCUCUGGCUCGACGCGCCCUACCCGCCGAACAAGUCCGCCUCGUCCCCUGGUGUCACCCGCGGCACGUGCUCGCCGUCUUCCGGCCAGCCCUCGCAGCUCGAGAACUCCGGCAGCAACAUCCAGGUCACGUUCUCGAACAUCAAGUUCGGCCCCAUCGGCUCGACCUUCGCUCAGGGCAGCGCCACAUAA